UCCUGCAGGCAGAUUUCAGCAGCUCAGACUCGCAGGUGGAUCCCGAGCUCCGUCUGAGACCCGGGCGCGCGCGCACUCAUGCACUCAAAUGAAUGACUACAAUCAUUAAUAGAGCGAGCUCGUGUUCAAACCAACUACAAUGAGAGCAAAUCUGUCGCAGUCAGUCCAAUCCUCAUAUGACUCCCAGCCAUUUAAAAUUUGAUGAGCAGUUUUUUUUUUUGGAGAGCUCCUUGGAUUGAUCCCAGUGUUUUCCAGUCAUGAAGAACAGGAGGGAAUAUGUGGAAUACUGGAGCGCGAUAAUAGUGGGUCUCUUCUGGAUUCACAGCUCUUUCGGGAUGCCCCAUGUCAUUCGGAUAGGGGGGAUUUUUGAACAGAUGGAUGGACCGGUGGCACUCGUCAGCUCAGAGGAACUGGCCUUUAAAUUCGCAGUUAAUAACAUCAACAGAAACAGGACGUUAUUGCCCAACACGACGUUAACGUACGACAUUCAGAGGAUUAAUAUCUAUGAUAGCUUUGAGGCCUCCAGAAAAGCGUGUGACCAGUUGUCUUUAGGUGUGGUUGCCAUCUUCGGGCCGUCCCACAGCUCCUCAUCCAACGCUGUUCAGUCCAUCUGCAAUGCCCUGGAGGUGCCACACGUUCAGGUGCGAUGGAAACACCACCCGAUGGACAACAGGGACUCGUUUUACGCCAACCUGUACCCGGAUUACUCUUCCCUGAGCUACGCUAUCUUAGACCUGGUGCAGUUCCUCAAGUGGAAGACGGCCACGGUGGUUUACGACGACAGCACGGGUUUGAUCAGACUCCAGGAGUUAAUCAUGGCUCCGUCCCGGUACAACAUCCGACUGAAGAUCCGGCAGCUCCCGCUGGACACCACCGACACCAGACCUCUGCUCAAAGAGAUGAAGAGAAGCAGAGAGUUUCGCAUUAUCUUCGACUGCAGCCACAUCAUGGCUGCCCAGAUCCUCAAGCAAGCCCAGAUGAUGGGGAUGAUGACUGAGUACUAUCACUACAUCUUCACCACUCUGGACCUCAUGGCCAUAAACCUGGAGCCGUACCGCUUCUGUGGCGUCAACAUGACCGGCUUCCGCAUACUAAACGUGGAAAAUCCUCAGGUUGCCACUAUUGUGGAGAAGUGGUCCCUCGAGAAGCAGAUUCCCCCCAAACCAGACUCCGGUCUCCUGGAAGGGAUCAUGACGACAGAUGCUGCUCUGACGUACGACGCGGUCCACAUCGUGUCGGUCUCCUACCAGCACGCGCCACAGAUGACUGUCAACUCACUGCAGUGUCAUCGGCACAAACCCUGGAGGUUCGGAGGACGCUUCAUGAGUUUCAUUAAAGAGUCUCACUGGGAUGGCCUGACGGGACGGCUGAGCUUCAACAGAACUACAGGUCUGCGCACCGACUUCGAUCUGGACAUCGUGAGUCUUAAAGAGGACGGCCUUCAAAAGGUGGGGAAGUGGAGUGCAUCUGGAGGGCUCAACAUCACUGAGGUCCCGCGACAGAACGGCAUGAACAUCACUGACUCGCUUUCCAACCGCUCGCUGGUCAUCACCACCAUCCUGGAGGAGCCAUAUGUCAUGCUUAAGAAGUCUGACAAGGCACUCGUCGGCAAUGACCGCUUUGAGGGCUUCUGUAUUGACCUGCUUAAGGAGUUGGCCAGCAUUCUGGGCUUCUCCUACGAGAUCCACCUGGUGCAGGACGGGAAGUAUGGGUUUCAAGACGAUAAAGGCCAGUGGAAUGGGAUGAUUAAGGAACUCAUGGAACACAGGGCUGACCUUGCCGUGGCUCCUCUCACAAUCACCUUUAUGCGGGAGAAAGCUAUCGACUUCUCCAAGCCUUUUCUGAACACCGGCAUCAGUAUCCUGUACCGUAGACCCAACAGCACCAACUCCGGCUUCUUCUCGUUCCUGAACCCCAUGACCCCUGAUAUCUGGGUCUACAUUCUGUUGGCCUACCUGGGAGUCAGCUGUGUACUCUUCGUCAUCGCCAGGUUCAGCCCGUACGAGUGGUACGACGCCCAUCCGUGUAACCCCGGCUCCGACGUGGUGGAGAACAACUUCACGCUCCUCAACAGCUUCUGGUUUGGCGUGGGCUCCCUCAUGCAGCAAGGUUCAGAACUGAUGCCUAAAGCGCUCUCGACUCGAAUCAUCGGAGGAAUCUGGUGGUUCUUCACCCUCAUCAUCAUCUCCUCCUACACAGCAAACCUGGCAGCGUUCCUCACCGUGGAGCGGAUGGACUCGCCCGUGGACUCGGCCGAUGACCUGGCCAAACAGACCAAAAUAGAGUUCGGCGUCGUCAAAGAUGGAGCCACCAUGUCCUUCUUCAAGAAAUCCAGAGUGUCUACAUUUGAGAAGAUGUGGGCUUUCAUGAGCAGCAGACAGAGCACAUCGUUCGUCAAGUCCAUUGAAGACGGGAUCCAGAGAGUGUUAAAGUCCGACUACGCUCUGCUUAUGGAGUCGACCACCAUUGAGUACGUGACGCGCAGAAACUGCAACCUCACGCAGGUCGGCGGCAUCAUCGACAGCAAAGGUUACGGCAUCGGCACCCCGAAAGGCUCGCCGUACAGGGACAAAAUCACGAUCGCUAUCCUGGGUAUCCUGGAAGAUGGGCGUCUGCACAUGCUGAAGGAGAAGUGGUGGAGCGACACCAACUGUCUGGAGGACGAGCGCUAUGAGACCGGUCCCAUGGGCAUCCAGAACCUGGGUGGCAUCUUCAUCGUGUUGGCAUCCGGGCUGGUGCUGUCUGUGUUCGUGGCGAUUGGAGAGUUCAUCUACAAACUGAGGAAAACUUCAGAGCGCGAACAGGUCUUUCUGCAGUGCGGUGACGGACGAGAUCAGACUGUCGUUCACGUGCGAGAGACGGGUGAAACUCAAGCCCCCUCGCCAGCCCCCGCCACCAGCCUCGCUGAAGACAGACGCGGUGAUCAACAUGCACUCCUUCAACGCCCGUCGCCUGCCAGGAAAGGACAACAUGAGCCGCAGCACCGCAACGACGCCCGUGUUUCCAUGACUUGCCUGGGCGACGGCCAACUGAGGCACGUCCCCGGAGCCGUGCCCGAGAGCAGGGACUACGGCUCCGAGAUGAUCACGGCAUUCACCAUCAACCGCAGAGACAUCCGACACCACAUGGCCAGUCAGAACGGUGGCAGUAGCAGCAAACCAGUUAGCGACCACAUCCUCAAACCAAUGUAUCCCACAAUGCCACUGCGAGAGGGAGGCCGAUCCGUAUCCUUCCUGUGAGAACGGACCGCGUCCAGCCAAACUAACCGAGUCUGAUGUUUACAAACGGCACUCGAAGGAGAACUCCCCCUCCCCCCUAAACAAACGAAAACGCGUUUCUCAUCGGAACCGAGUGAAAAUGUGGAAACGAGGCUUUUUUUGAGCAUGGCAAUAAACGAACGGACGUGAACGGGAGUCGUUUUCUUAGAGUAUAAUUUAUAGCACAUCAAGUUCAUUUCAAAGAGUUUUUGUGGGGUGCGAAACAAACGUCUCCGUGAAUGCGAUGUACAAUACAGGUGUGCGUCAGACUGUAGGACCGGUUUAGAUUAACACCGCAGCAGUCAUGUGACCUGCUAGACUAGUAGAAACCCUUGAAGAGUGCAGACGAACAUCCUUUGCUCACGGAAAUGCACAAACAAACAGGGUUGAUUUCAUUCGAGUCACCGAAACUCUUUUUUGAGCAAGACUUGUGGCCAUUUUGAUUCAUCCGUGCUUCAUUCAUUGCCGGCAGAUGUUUUUUUUUUUUUCUUUUACACAGCGAGAUCUAAUGGUAAUGACGGAUAAACACAAGAGUUGCCAAAGAUCCGUCGUCCAAAUGGAUUUCGACACUUGAAGCGCAGCUUGCCCUACACACAAAGAGAGCGAGUGACACGUUUGCUAAAUGAGAACCACAGCCUUCGUAUCACAUGAUACGUACUAAAUGCACAGCUUGCCAUAUAUGAAGAGCUUAUGAAGGAAACCGUUUUAAGACAUACAUGAGCGAGAAUGUCUCUCGCCGUGUAUCUAUUCGGCUACGACUAUAUUGGCUAUCUGCUACGUCAACUUGUGGAAGUACAGAGUUUAUAGAUGGUGUGGCCUUCGUCAAAGCAUUAAAUCAGAACACAUCUGGGUGUUUUAUUUCUUUAUGACUAUUAUUAUUAUCAUUUCGUCUUCCACUCACGUUUAUUUCUCCAAACUGAAAAUUACCCACAUAUAGUUUCAAAACCUGUGAUGUUUUGUCUUCCCAAAAUGCGAUGUUAGGCAGAAUGUCAAAGCAUUGUAUUUUUUUCCCCAUACAAUGAAAGCUGAUGAGAGCUUUAUAAAAAAAAGGAACAUAAAAGUAGUCCAAGAUUAGAUGUCAAAACCUAGUCUCACAGAUACUGUAGCUAACGUGUAGAUUUAAAAACUCAGUUUAAUGUACUACUUUUAUAGUGCCUUUAUUUAAAAAAAAAUGUUUUGGCAAAAAUGCUAUUUAGGUUUUCACAGAAGAAAGAAAAUUACCAGUUUGGAACAACAUGAGGGUUAGUAAGCGCUGACAAAAUGUUCGGUUAGACUUUAUUUAGAUAGUCUACUAACUAUAAGUAACUUACAUGUCAACUAACUGUCAUUAGAGUAUUAGUAAACUGAUAGGUUAGGGUUUAAGUAAAUAUAAUAUGUUGACAUGUAGUGGACCGUCGAAAUAAAGUGUUACCAAAUGUUCAUUUGUGGUCGAAUCGACCUAAUGGAAAGUUAAUUUUUGAAUAUUUUGAAUACAUUUCUUUAUACCCAUAGAAGCUAAAAGUGAUUCAAUUGAUAAUGUGGGUAAUAUUUCAACACCUUCAUUUCAAAACAUGCUUCUCUUUACGUACCUGAACUUGACGUCACGAGCAGGAGACUUUCACAUAUGCAUAUUCAAGUCUUCGUCCAAUAAAGAGAGUCAACAACGACGGCUACGGUAAAUUGCAAUACGAGCAUGUUACGGUACUGGACCCUCUCAUCUCCGAACGUGGCAUUUACGGACAGUUCACAUGCUGUUGAGAUACAUCCGUGACGGUUUUCCAUGUGGGAAACCCUAUAAACGUUCCCACGAUGAGGUGUAGGUGCUAAGAGUCUUCACCCGCUGCCCCCUCCCGCCCCCCGCGGCAGCUCGACCAAUCACAGGCCUCCGUGAGGUCAACCUAACUGUGUCGAAAACAAAAGCAAAAACAAGAGGGAAAAAAAAUGAAGCAUUUUUGUGUUUUUAUGGUGAAUUAUGUAUCGACCAGAAUAACUUCAUGUGACUCGAUGUUUCUUUGGUGAAAGCUCAUUGUAUACGUGUUAUUCGAAUUCUGUGUAAUUUUAACACUCUCUUGCAAAGUAGGGUAUAUAUUAGAUGAAGAGAAAAUUACUGUAUUUUGCUAAAUACCGAUGAUUUUUACCUGUAUUUUUUUCCUCAGCUCUUCUCUUCUUGAUAAUUUGUGCGACGCUGUAUCGAGUGUGGUACAUGCGUAUUGUAAUAUAGAAUCUACUCUCCAGAAACAAUUAAAAUGGAGCGAUAAUUUCAAAUCCCAGGCCCGAAUUCCAGCACAUUCUGUCCCAUUGAUGGAAGGAGUUGAUGAUAAAACUGAGUGAUGUGUGAGAUCCUCCAGAUAUUCAGCAACUUAAUGUACUCAUAUCAGAUGUAUAUAAAUAAGACGUAUAACAGAGAAGAAUAUGGCGAUUCCGUGUCAUUUCUGACGCUUUCCAUGAACACUCACCAUGGAUAUUUAGCUUAUUUAUUUUUCCUUUAUUCCUCCCACAUUGUUCGAACGGCUUGAUAGAUUCUGUAGGAUUUCUACAUUGGCAAAUCUAUGUCUAGUCACUUAAUGCAUACAGUAUUUAUCAUGUUUUCUUUUAUAAGUUGUCUAAAUACAAAUGUUACAAAACAGACCCCUACAGGACUAAACAGAGGAAUAAAGAAUCAAAUCAAAUGUUGAAAAGUGAAAAGGAGAGUUCACCACAAAUGAAACGUGUCAUUAUUUACUCAUCCUCUUGUUUUUGGUGGAUCACAAUAGGACAUGUUUAUUGUUCUUGCAACGUGGGCUCAAGUUUCAGCCCUAAGACUUCAGAGGACUUGGAAUAUCGCACUUGUCAUAUGAAUUUACAUAUAAAUACAAUAUUGUUAGACUUAACGUACACUCACCUAAAGGAUUAUUAGGAACACCAUACUAAUACU
Pimephales promelas (fathead minnow) is the source of this 6150-nucleotide messenger RNA. RefSeq names its product glutamate ionotropic receptor kainate type subunit 3 (gene grik3). Lineage: Eukaryota; Metazoa; Chordata; Actinopteri; Cypriniformes; Leuciscidae. The record is from RefSeq and is a predicted model, not a curated record. Gene Ontology annotation, molecular function: signaling receptor activity; ligand-gated monoatomic ion channel activity. Gene Ontology annotation, cellular component: membrane. Gene Ontology annotation, biological process: monoatomic ion transport.